ACAAACUCCGACGCCUUCAGCUCCAAGACGGAGAACCUGGCCAAGUACCUCAAGCUUGACCAGAGGGGCAAGAUCAUGGCCGAGUACGUCUGGAUCGAUGCCGACGGCGAGACUCGCUCCAAGUCCAGGACUCUCGAUGAGAAGGACUGGAAGCCCACGGAGCUCCCUAUCUGGAACUUUGACGGUUCAUCAACCAACCAGGCCCCCGGCGACAACUCAGACGUCUACCUCCGCCCCUGCGCCGUCUUCCCUGAUCCUUUCCGCGGUGCCCCCAACAUCAUCGUCCUGUCCGAGUGCUGGAUGGCGGAUGGCACUCCCAACAAGUACAACUUCCGCCAUGAGUGUGCCAAGGUUAUGGAGGCCUACGCCGACCAUGCCCCCUGGUUCGGUCUUGAGCAGGAGUACACCCUCCUCGACCUCGACAACCGCCCCUUUGGCUGGCCCCCCGGCGGUUUCCCCGCCCCUCAGGGCCCUUACUACUGCGGUGUCGGUGCUGGCAAGGUUGUCCAGCGUGACAUCGUCGAGGCUCACUACAAGGCCUGCCUGUACGCUGGCGUCAAGAUCUCCGGUACCAACGCCGAGGUGAUGCCGGCCCAGUGGGAGUUCCAGGUCGGCCCCUGUGAGGGCAUCGAGAUGGGCGACCACCUCUGGAUCUCGCGUUUCUUCCUCGCCCGCAUUGCCGAGGACUUUGGCGCCAAGGUCUCGUGGCACCCUAAGCCCAUCCCCGGCGACUGGAACGGUGCCGGUCUCCACUCCAACAUGUCGACGAAGGAGAUGCGCGAGGAGGGCGGCAUGGUGCACAUCGAAGCCGCUCUCAAGAAGCUGGAGCCUCACCACCUCGAGUGCAUCAAGGAGUACGGCGACGACAACGAGCUCCGCCUUACCGGCAGGCACGAGACUGGCUCGAUCGACAAGUUCACCUGGGGUGUCGCCAACCGCGGCUGCUCGAUCCGCGUGCCCCGCGAGACUGCCGCCAAGGGCUACGGUUACUUUGAGGACCGUCGCCCCGCCUCCAACGCCGACCCUUACCGUGUCACCAGGGUUCUGAUGACAUCGAUUUUCGGCAAGCUGUAA
This is a messenger RNA of Geosmithia morbida, 1074 nucleotides long. RefSeq names its product glutamine synthetase. Gene Ontology annotation, molecular function: glutamine synthetase activity. NCBI's taxonomy places the organism in Eukaryota, Fungi, Ascomycota, Sordariomycetes, Hypocreales, Bionectriaceae. The transcript has 4 exons. Gene Ontology annotation, cellular component: cytoplasm. The record is from RefSeq and is a predicted model, not a curated record. The annotation marks the transcript as partial.